CACCGUGUUGCCGCUGGGCGCGCUGUUGGAGAUGGUGCAGGGUUUUGCCUGCUGGAUGUGACGGUAGAAGGUCAUCCUGUGUAACGUGUCAGCAGGCUGUCACCACACCGGUGUCACUCCACCCGUCCGGCUGUUGCUACACACAUCGGUAUCUUAGCUGACCUCAACGGUAUCUCAGAAAAUGGCCAAGAAGCGGAGAGAAAGGCGAGAGACCGACGGUUUGUCCUCGACACAGGAGGAGGUGAAGGCGGAUGCUACUGAUUCACAAGUACUGAAAGAGGCUCAACAUACUGCAGGGGGCUCAGCACGCAUGUCUCUCCUGAUUCUGGUGUCUAUCUUCACCUGUGCUGCCUCAGUCAUGUACCUGGUCUACAGGAACUUCCCAGAGCUUCCUGAUGAUGAAAUGGAGAAAAUCAAGAUCCCUAAAGACAUGGAAGAUGCCAAAGCUUUGGGAACUGUGCUGUCCAAAUACAAAGACACAUACUAUACCCAAGUGUUGGUGGCCUACUUCGCAACAUAUGUUUUCCUCCAGACAUUUGCAAUCCCUGGGUCUAUCUUCCUCAGCAUCCUGUCUGGAUAUCUUUACCCUUUCCCCUUGGCGCUUUUCUUAGUCUGCUUGUGCUCUGGCCUGGGUGCUUCCUUUUGCUAUAUGCUGUCAUAUCUGGUGGGCAGACCCAUGGUCUACAAAUAUCUCACAGAGAGAGCACAGAAAUGGUCCCAGCAGGUUGAAAAACAUCGAGAUCAUUUAAUCAAUUACAUCAUCUUCUUGAGGAUAACUCCCUUUCUUCCCAACUGGUUCAUCAACAUCACCUCGCCUGUCAUCAACGUGCCUUUGGGAGUUUUCUUCAUCGGUACCUUUCUCGGAGUGGCACCGCCAUCCUUUGUAGCGAUCAACGCAGGUACGACACUGUACAAACUGACCACAGCUGGCGAGGCCGUGUCCUGGAACUCUCUGGCUGUGCUCGGUGUACUCGCUGUGCUCUCGAUCCUCCCCGUCUGCUUCCAGAAAAAGCUGCAGAAGAAACUAGAGUAGAACGCCUAAACACCUCAGCACCUCAUCUGCCAGCUGAUCCCAACAUCCCCUUCCCUCGGCUCAGGAACGUGCAGCUGUCACUCAAGUUGCUCUGCCUCAGUCUCAUACACGGCUGCUGUUGUGCUGCUGGUGGGAGAAUCUCUGGCACAACAAGCACUCGUUGACCACAAAACGCAUGCAGUGGUGGGUUGUUCCUGAUGUUAAGUAAACUGGCCGCUGCUUGCACAAGUUUUUUUGGUUUCUGUGAAUUAUGUUGUUGAUUGUGGCACAUCUUGUAAAUAUGAGAAAUUGCGUUUUUGUUUAUAUUUAAGUCACUGCUAAUUAUUGUAUGAUUUAUUGCCAGACAAUUAAAGGUGCUACUUGUAGGAUGUUGAAGUAAAACACAUUAUUCUGAUACAGUUGUUCCAUAUGGCCUACUUUUCACUCUUGUCUUGCUAGAAACUGCUAAAAACAAUGUAAUCAAUACCUUGUUGAAGCUGUUGCAAGCAUCGUUUUUUUUUAAUACUGUAACAAAUUGUACUAUUACAUUUGCUUUGGCAGUAGCAUAUUAUUUACUUCAUCCUAUUUGUAGCACCUUUAAGUUCUACUCUCUUUUUAAUAUUUAUUUUAAAAUGCUUGUGUCUAAUUUCAACCUAAUGAUGUGUUGCAAAUAAACUCCCGCACACUGGUCUAACUUGCAAUAGUACAUUUAUUUGCGGCGUUUCGGUGCUAGACCUUCAGCGGGCAAAAUGCCUUGAGUUUAUUUGCAACUAUGGAUUGGCGCGUCCCGCUCCUACGCACCUGUCUCAAGAAAUAGAUGUGUGAAGUAUACUUCUGUUCAAACCUAAUGAAGUGUACCACCACAGCAAUAACUGUCACACUACUGUUGAAAGUAGUAGUAGUUUUUAAAAAGUUAAUUUUGAUACCUGGUGCAUGCCUCGGCAAACGUAUGCAGCAUGAGGAAAGAAUGAAGCUGUGGAGAAGAAAAAUGUAAUGUCUGAUCUUAGUAAGUGCUACUUUUGUUGACAUGUUAGUGAGUUCAUGUUUUUCCUCGAAAGGUGCCUGGAUCCACUGCCACACAACAGCUCUUUUUAUUUUAAUCCCGUUUCUCUUCACAUUAGCAGCCUAAAGAUGCUCUUUUCCACUCUAACUUGUGAAGAACUGACUGAGCCGGUAAUAUUUCCUCACAGGACAUCCAAACUGCAAGAUGCCGAACUCUAGGCAUCGCCCAGUUCAAAUUGGUAUUUUUAAUUAAGAAGUGAGCACAGAUUAUGUCAACAACACAACUGAUUUAUGUGUGGUAAAAUAAAAAUAAAAAAAGUUAGUGAAAAGCCAAACAGAAUCAUCUUGGUUUGUAAAUCCAGGGUGACGUCGGUUCACAUGUUUUGCGUACUUCUAGGUGUGCACACACACAUACUCUAGGAGUAUGUGUGUGUGCUUCUCACCCCAUUAUAUUGUUUGCUGUUCCAGCAUAGAACUGGAGAUGUUGUCCAUACAAUGGAUGAUACACCAGUGCCCUCAAUAAGACUGCAAACGGACUGAUGUAUCCAAGCUUUACGUUGCUUUUUACUGCUUCCAUUCUUCACCAGGAGAAAUGUAUUAUGAUGCCUGAUUUAUGUUGUUAGUUUUUGUUCUUUAAAUUGUUUUGAAUGGCUAAUUGUGUCCUCUGCUAUAAAAGCUUACUGAUUUUUUCCAUUUAGAUGUCUUUUGUUUAGUUUUUUGACCUAUGUACCAAGGCAACUUAUUGCUGCUGCUUAAAAACUUUCUGGAUGGUUACCAGAGACGUUGAUGCAGUGAAUGUACAUGCAGAUGACUUAUUAGACAGACUUUUCUUUAAUCUUAAAAAAAAUGCACAUUUAUAGAGACAGUUGGUUUGAUGUAUUUUGAGAUUUCCUGUUUUUACUUUAAUGUCCUAUUAGUCAACAGGUUUACUGCGUACUACUGUGAGAUUAUUAACCUCUCAAACCCAGAUUUUGAGUGACAUACAUAAGCAUCAAUUUAUGUGAAACUUGAGCGGUUCUACUGUAUGAGGACACUAAUGUCUGGGCAUUUUCUGCUCGCCAUACUUUUUGUAGCAGGAAAUAAUGCUACUUCAGUCAAAUACUGUUGGGUUGUUUUUAUGGUUUUUACUGGUUUAUGAGAGCUGCAUUUGUACACCUGAGGUACACUGUUGGUUAAGUGGUAAACAUUCACUAAACUGGUCCUAAAACUGUUUUUUGUUUUAAUUCAAUUUCUAUUCCAAGCGUCAUGCUGAACAUGUACUCAAAUUGGAAAAAAAUAUUGCUGUUUUUUGUCCCAUUGUCAAAGAUAUAGUGAGAUAAUUCUUGUGUAACCCUCUGUUAACAUUUCAAAAAGCAGUAUUAUUUUGUACUGAGCAGUGAUGUAUUGCAGUAUGAAGUGUUUACAGAUUGUACAUUUCUGUCCUAUCUAAUCAAAUGUCUGUUUUUUUAAUAUUUAUUGAAUCAUUAAAAUGAUCUUUACAGAA
Messenger RNA from Siniperca chuatsi (mandarin fish), 3497 nucleotides. It is a transcript of the gene tmem41b, whose product is annotated as transmembrane protein 41B. Gene Ontology annotation, cellular component: endoplasmic reticulum membrane. The record is from RefSeq and is a predicted model, not a curated record. NCBI's taxonomy places the organism in Eukaryota, Metazoa, Chordata, Actinopteri, Centrarchiformes, Sinipercidae. The coding region runs from base 182 to 1033 and encodes 283 amino acids. The transcript has 7 exons.